Molecule: messenger RNA, 537 nt
Organism: Baudoinia panamericana UAMH 10762
Lineage: Eukaryota; Fungi; Ascomycota; Dothideomycetes; Mycosphaerellales; Teratosphaeriaceae
Exons: 2
Source: RefSeq, a predicted model, not a curated record
CCACUGGUCAACAGCCCCUUCUACAUCGACUACGGCAUCAAUGUGCACGUUGCUCCGUCUGCCUUCGUGCACCGCAACGUCUACUUCGGAGACAGUCCGCAUCCGGACUGUCCGAUUGUGGUGAACGAGGGUGUCUUCAUUGGGCCGAACUGUCAGAUACUGACCAUUGCACACGACAUGGAUUGGAGGCACAGGCAUGGACCGUUUGGGCCAUGCUGGACUGCUCCAGUCGUGAUUGGCGAAGAUUGCCAUGUUGGCGCAGGGUGUACAAUCAUGCCCGGUGUGACUAUAGGAUACUGCGCUGUUGUCGAGGCCGGCUCCAUAGUCACCAACGAUAUCCCGCUAUAUCAUGUCGCGGAAGGAAACCUUGCCCGUAUGGUCAAGAAGGUGGCAGCUGAUACGGCUACUGCCCCGGAUUUGCUGUAUAAGCGUCGUGGCAUGGAAGUAAUGGUCGUACAACCUGGCAACAGAGCGGCUGAGAUGAGUGCUGCGCUCAUUAACAGCGCUCCACAAGAGCCCAUCCCAAGCCCUCCAUGA